AUUUCUUCUGAACAGAUUCCAAAAACGAAAAAAAUAAACAAAACGCGAAAAACUGAAUUUAAGCUAUAUUUAAGGGAUACUUAUUUCCUAGAAGCGAUUUGAUAUAAGUCGUCCAGCAUGAAGACUGUUUUAAUGGUGGCUGAAAAGCCAAGUUUGGCGGCAUCGCUAGCUAAUAUCCUGUCGAAUGGAAAAGCUACAUCCCGUAAAGGCUUUAAUGGAGCUUGCUCUGUGCAUGAAUGGGUAGGAACAUUUCGUGACUCGUCAGCAAAGUUUAAAUUCACAAGCGUUUGUGGACAUAUCAGUGGAUUAGAUUUCGUUGGGAAAUUUAACUCUUGGGAUAAAUGUGAUCCAAUUGACUUGUUUUCGUGCCCAACUGAGAAAAAGGAUGCAACACCAAAGUUAAAGAUGCCCCAGUUCCUUGCAUCGGAAGCUAAAGGAUGUGACUAUCUUGUUUUAUGGCUCGAUUGCGAUAAAGAAGGUGAAAACAUCUGUUUUGAAGUCAUGGAUGCUGUAUCCAGUUGCAUUAGAAAUGUUCGAUCGACAUCAGUUACUUUUCGUGCUAAGUUUUCUGCCAUUACUGAAAAAGAUAUUAAGAAUGCCAUGGCAACAUUACAAUUUCCAAAUGAAAAUGAGUCAAGAUCAGUUGAUGCACGACAAGAGCUUGAUUUACGCAUUGGAUGUGCGUUCACUCGUUUUCAAACGAAAUUCUUUCAAGGCCGUUAUGGAGAUUUAGAUUCGUCUUUAAUCUCUUUCGGACCAUGCCAAACACCGACAUUAGGAUUUUGUGUACAACGACAUGAUGAAAUUCAGCAAUUUAAGCCUGAAUCAUUUUGGUAUGUCCAAGUGACUGUUGAUCCAGAACAGAAGCUUGAAUGGCAGCGUGUAAGAAUUUUUGAGAAAGAAGUAGCCAUGAUUUUCUAUAAUAUGGUGAAGGAACAAAAAGAAGCAAUUGUUGAAAGUGUCACGUCCAAAGAUAACUUUAAAUCAAGACCAUUAGCAUUGAAUACUGUAGAAUUAAUGCGUUCAGCAUCGUCAGGCUUAGGAAUUGGUCCACAUGUUGCAAUGCAAAUUGCAGAGAAACUGUAUACUCAAGGUUACAUCUCAUAUCCCCGUACUGAAACUACAACAUAUCCAACAAAUUUCGAUUUACGUGGAGUUUUAAAAUUAUUUGAACGAUCGAAUGAGUAUGGAGAUGAAGCAAAAAAUGUAAUGAAUGAUUUUGUGCAGCCAAAAAAAGGAACUGAUUGUGGAGACCAUCCUCCAAUUACGCCGAUGAAGAUGGCUAAUAGGUCUGAUUUCGAUGGAGAUACAUGGAGAGUUUAUGACUAUAUUGUACGUCAUUUUAUUGGAACUCUUUCGCGAGAUCUUAAGUAUAAAAGCACAACAGCCAAGUUUAUUAUUGAUGGAGAAAUUUUUACAUCCACAUCGAAUGUUCUCAUUGAUGCCGGAUAUACAAAAGUUAUGACAUGGCAAGCCUUUGGUAAAAAUGAAUUAUCUAAUCCAUACAAUAAGGGCGAUCGUGUUUUAAUCAAGGAUGUUAAGUUGAUUGAGAGUCAAACUGGACCUCCGAGUUACUUAACGGAAUCUGAUUUAAUCUCCUUAAUGGAAAAGCACGGAAUUGGCACUGACGCGAGCAUUCCCGUUCAUAUUAAUAACAUUACACAAAGAAAUUACGUUUCUGUUGAAGCUGGUCGUCGCUUAAAGCCAACAACUCUCGGAAUUGUGUUGGUUCAUGGAUAUCAAAAGAUUGAUCCUGAACUUGUUUUGCCAACAAUGAGAUCGGCUCUUGAAAAGCAGUUAAACUUGAUUGCACAUGGCACAGCUGAUUUUCGUGCUGUUUUAAAGCAUGCUAUUGAAAUCUUUCGACUUAAGUUCCAAUAUUUUGUCACAAAUAUCACCAAUAUGGACUCGCUUUUUGAAGUCUCAUUCUCGUCAUUAGCUGAUUCUGGUAAAUCACAUAGCAGAUGUGGUAAAUGUAGACGAUACAUGAAAUAUAUUCAGCAAAAACCAGCACGUCUUCAUUGUUCUCAUUGCGAUGAGACUUAUUCACUUCCAGUUGGAGGAAUCGCGCGUGUUUAUCGUGAAUUGAAAUGUCCACUUGAUGAUUUUGAGCUCCUUGCAUGGAGUAGUGGAAAUAAAGGACGUUCAUUUCCAUUUUGUCCAUAUUGCUAUAACAAUCCACCAUUCCCUGAUAUGACACGAGCUUCAGGAUGUAAUAAUUGCACACAUCCAACUUGUCAACAUUCUCUUACCAAUCUUGGCGUUUCAUCGUGUAUAGAAUGCGAUAAAGGAGUUCUCGUACUCGACUGCACAUCAUCACCAAAGAAUUGGAAAUUGGGAUGCAAUUCAUGUGACUGUAUAAUCAAUAUCUUUGAUGAUGCAUUAAAAGUAACCGUUGACGAAGAUACAUGCGAAUGUGGCUCACAAUUGGUCACGGUAGCAUAUAAGCAAGAGAAAACACCAUUUGCUGAUGGCGAUGACAAAAAGACUGGCUGUAUAUUCUGCUUUAAUGAAUUUAUGCCGCUAAUUGAGAAGCAUAAAGCCGUUGAGAAUAGACGGUUGAAUUCAUCACGUGGUGGUCGAUCUAGUCGUGGAAGAGGAAAAGGUAGACCUAAUCGUGGACGUCCAAAACCACCAAAAGAUAAGAUGGCACAACUUGCUGCAUAUUUUGUGUAAAAAUAUCAUUUCCGUUUUUUUACAAUAAAUAAAUAUUGUAAAUCAAUUCAUGUCAAAGUCCAAAAUACACUAGUAUUGUGCAAUCGAAUAAUAAAGUUGAAAAGUUGACUUGAUGCAGGAAUUUUAUCCAGUUUUUUGAACUUGCGCUAAAAACAAAAUUCACGUGAUUGAGGCCGUAAAGUUUAUAAUAUAUUCUUAAUAUAUAAACACUCGUAAAUAUCACAACCAGAUUUUAUGUCUACGCGAAAAGAGCCUUUUUAGGCUGCAAACCUGUUCUGUUCUGUUGGGAACCAAACUGGAUUGAGAUUAGUCAUCGCUUAGAAAUAAGAAAAUGUUUUACGUUGAAUAAAUUAAGAAGGA
Molecule: messenger RNA, 3036 nt
Organism: Chironomus riparius
Lineage: Eukaryota; Metazoa; Arthropoda; Insecta; Diptera; Chironomidae
Source: the annotation of a GenBank genome assembly